AGGCGGUAAAUGAAUGUGUGGAACUGGACACGGUCUGGAUACUCUGAGAACUGUGUUAGGUUCUACAGCGACCAGCUGAUGGGAAUCGAGUAGCUCAGGAUCAUAAAUGGUCACUUUCCACUACAGCUACUUCCCCAGUGUGCCCACAGAGAGCAAUACAUCUGCUCCUGCGGUUGUAACUUUGGAGAGCCGCAGCCAUCUACAAUUACUGCUCCUAAACAUAUCGAGCUGGAGGGAGACAGGAACCCCUGACCCUUUACAUUUCUGGAUCAAGGUGAAGAUUGCUAUAGGAUACAGUGUGGCUGCAACUUUUCAUGUGGGUAAUGCGUUGGGGGCCAGAAAUCCUCAGCAGGCUGUAAACUCUGCCAAAGUCACUAUAUACUGCAUUGGUUGCAUCGCCUUAGUAACUGCAGCAAUAAUUGGAGCCCUAAGGAAUGUGGUGGGCUAUAUCUUCACCAGUGACAAAGAAAUUCUACAUUUAGUUAUAGAAGUAGUUCCAUUAUGUUCUGCUUUUCACGUAUUCGAUGCUACUGCGGUGAGUAUUUCAGUGUCUGUUUCUGCUUGUAAAUGUUCACUCCUUUACUUUAGAUUUAUUUUUGCAUUUCAGUCAAGUGUCACCGACAAUGCACAUCUACCAGACAACAUUACUGUCACUGAAUCUCCCACUUUUAGCUUCAUUGGAGUCACCAUUGAGCAAAAGGGUGUGUGUGGUGGAGUGUUAAGAGGAGCUGGGAAGCAAAAACAAGGCGCUUUUGGCAACUUGGUUGAAUAUUACCUGAUUGGGUUUCCCAUUGGAAUCUCUUUGAUGUUUGCUGCAAAUCUUGGCGUAUUUGGUCUCUGGUGUGGAAUAGUGCUUUGUGCGUCUGUACAAUCCAUUAUUUUUCUGACAGUGAUUUGCAGACUCGACUGGAAGAAAACUGCCAAACAGGCUCAGAUUAAUGCAGGGGCAAUGAGAGGAUUGGGCACCUCAGACAGCACUUCUGGUGGUCAAACAAAAGAUCUCUCAACAGAGGAGGACACAGGAAAUGAUGCUAUGGUUCUGAUGUCUAGUGUUUUGCAAUUGGAACCAAGUGUGGACAAGGACCAGGUGAUGGAUGAAUCUUCAUUUUUGGAAACUGGAGUUACCACAGUCGGAGAAAUCCUGUCCACAAAGCAAAUGAUCAUUCGCCGAGGCCUCUUCUUCCUCUCAGGACCCGUGAUCCUGGCCAUUGGACUGACCAUACACUUCAUUCUCGCAAAGGACAUGUAGACACCAGUGACCAAUGGAGAGACAAGAGCACAGUUACUCACCACAACAGGAAUAGUGAGUGUGUGACCAAAGGAAAACACUCACACAAAAAACCUUUACUACUGAUCAACUCCGAUCAACUCUCAAAUAUAUCGUAAAGAAAUAAAUUUUAACACAUUUUCAAGUAUGACUUGA
Molecule: messenger RNA, 1423 nt
Organism: Stegostoma tigrinum
Lineage: Eukaryota; Metazoa; Chordata; Chondrichthyes; Orectolobiformes; Stegostomatidae
Product: multidrug and toxin extrusion protein 2-like
Exons: 8
Coding region: 107-1249 (380 amino acids)
Biological process (GO): transmembrane transport
Cellular component (GO): membrane
Molecular function (GO): antiporter activity; xenobiotic transmembrane transporter activity
Source: RefSeq, a predicted model, not a curated record